AAAUCGAACAAGAUCCAGCAUCACCACGCAGUCAAACCGGAGACGGGAACACUUCUGAGAAUGACCCAAAGAAAGUCAAUGGUAGCGGAAAUAAAGCUAAUGGCGAUGCAAAUACAGACAACAGCAACUCUACCCCUGAUAAUGAAAAUGUUCCGGGAGUUGGAUAUGCUAUUACAGAUACAGACACAGGAGAGUUUAGCAAUAGUACUGAAGGAGAAGAGAAUUAUGUGAACGGUGACGAUAUCGAUAGCAACCCCGAAGAUGAUAGAGUUGGGUCAGGUGAAAACAACGAGUCUGAUACUGAGGCGACAGAGAGUGCGAACGAAGGAACUGGUGACACACUCGCCCAAA
Sphaeroforma arctica JP610 is the source of this 351-nucleotide messenger RNA. RefSeq lists its product as hypothetical. The transcript has a single exon. The annotation marks the transcript as partial. Lineage: Eukaryota; Ichthyosporea; Ichthyophonida. The record is from RefSeq and is a predicted model, not a curated record.